AUGGCUGUGGACGCUGCCAAGGCAACCGACGUCACGUCAGACUAUUCCAAUGGCGUCAAAGAUCGCUCUCGCGAUGUCGCCUGGUACCAGGCCACCCUGAGCCGAGUUCCCCGGAUCGCAAGAGAGGUAUUGCAGGAGUACUCGAAAGUGCCCGAGAACCAAUUGCUCGAGCAUAUCUACCGGGUUCGGGACCAGGCCUGGGAUGUUAUGCCAUUCCCAUGUAUUGGGGUCUUCAGAUUCCUGGACUUCCCUGCCUGCCUAUCGCCCGUCUAUCCCGAGGUGCUCUCGCGCGUCCGCAACGGCGAGACGUUCCUGGACUUGGGCUGCUGCUUUGGUCAGGACAUCCGGAAGCUGGUUCACGAUGGCGCUCCGUCGCACAAUUUGAUCGGAGUUGAUCUGGAGCCGAGGUUUCUGGAGCUGGGCUACGAGCUCUUCCGUGACCGUGAUACGCUCCGCGCCAGGUUCCAGGCCGCAGACGUGUUCGAUCCGAACUUUUUGGCUGACUUGGCAGGAAAGGUCGACAUCAUAUUUGUCGGCUCUUUCCUGCAUCUCUUCGACUUCGAUCAGCAGAAAGCCAUAGUGGCCCAUUUCGGGAAGCUGCUGCGGCCGAGAGCUGGAUCACUUGUCUUUGGGCGCCACAGGGCGACGGCCAACGAGGGUGGCAUUACCAAAGCGAAUGCCCUUGGAUGGACUUUAUUUCAUCAUUCAGAAGAGACCAUGAAACAACUGUGGGCAGAGGCCCCCGUAGGCAAAUGGGAGGUGGCCUCCAACCUUGUGCCAUAUCAGUCCGAGGGGUGGACCAAGUCCACCGAGUGGCAGGGCGGCGACGUGGUGAUGCAGCAGUACUUCUCAGCCAAGUGGCAACCUUGA
Messenger RNA from Pestalotiopsis fici W106-1, 870 nucleotides. RefSeq lists its product as uncharacterized. The transcript is spliced from 2 exons. The record is from RefSeq and is a predicted model, not a curated record. The coding region runs from base 1 to 870 and encodes 289 amino acids. Lineage: Eukaryota; Fungi; Ascomycota; Sordariomycetes; Amphisphaeriales; Sporocadaceae.